GCCUGUUACCUAACGAGCUAGCAGCGCUAACGAGACACGCAAGCGGACUCAUUUUCUACGGGUUUAUACGGCAGCAACACCGUAGUUCAUAUCAACAGUGGGUAGUUGUGCACUGACUUUGAUAGAAGCUGUGUUUAAGCAAUGAAAAACACGCUGCGAGCAUCACAAGCUCUCAAAAGCUAGCUCAUUUUAGCUUAAGCGUCUGUGGUUACCAGGGGACCGGGUCAGAGAGCUUGUUGUUUUUAUUGUAUCACUCUGCAGCGUUGCUAACACACUGAGAAGAUGCACGAUAAAUCACUAGUUUGAACCGAGUACGAGGAGCUAUUGACAGCUGUGUGUUGCCCGGAGGCCUCUUCGACCUCGGGCUCUAGUUAAUGUGCCACACGACCUGGCCCGGGAGAGCACAGCGGAGGAGGAGGCAUGUUUGCCAUCACAGAUAAAAGGUUGAUUUUUUACAUUUCAAAGGUGAUUUUGUUGGACAGUUCACAGUUAGUGUGUCACGCUGUGCCAAUCGACGCCAGCUAACUCGUUAGCUCAACAUUCAGCUUGUGUAACUUUGGAUUUGUGGAGCUACUUGGAGCAGAAGUUUGGCUCCACCAUGAGAGCUGCAUCCAGCAGCGACGUGAAGGACUCAUGAUUGAUAGUCCAGUGUGCCAUAAACCAGUCCCAGCUCUGCAGAGAUGCUCCUGCAGCUUCAUGUUACACUGAGUGCAUUCCUGAAGGGAGGAGGAGGAGGAACCUCGUGUCUUCAGGACUACUACACAGAGUCAGAUGACCUCUCUCAGCCCUCCUGGAUGUGAUGUAGGAUCAACAAGUGGAGCAGAAAAAGUGUGACAUUAUCAAUUUGGCAUUAGAAACCAAGAUUACGGCUUCAAUAGCGUUUAAAGGUGCAGCAAGAGCAGCAGAUGGAGGCCAUGGAGGUCGACUCUCCGAUGGAGAUGCAGGGAAGAGGCGGUGUACAGCCAGUGGUUGCUCCUGCAGGUGAAGACCCCAACGCACCACUAGUCAUCUCGGACUCUGGCAGCAGCACUGAGGUGGACGAUGAUGAUGACGAUGACAAUGAAGGACGACAGACGGCCUCUCGUGUGCCGCCCAGACUUCCUGCGACCUGGGCGUUCAGUCAGAGAGCGGUUGGCGGCUCUGCCGCCACACCAUCAGCUGCUCAGGGGGCGCCCAUACGACGGAGACUCAGGCAGGGUCUCAGGGUGCACUACCCCAGCCAGACUGCAGCGCCCUCCAGGGGCUUUCCGGACUUCCUGCUCCGAGCACCGGCCGCCAGUGUGGCUCAACCGGAGUCCGGCAGCACCACAGAGGUCAGCGAGUCUGACGAGGACGCGGAAGCAGAGAACGAGGGAGAUGAAGGCGGCACAUCUGCUGCCGCGGAGCCUGUCGACCCCGUGCUUCCGCCUGCUAGUCCUCGCCUCAAUGCCUCCAUCCAAAACACACUACCACAAGAAGCUGUUCCAACCAACUCCAGUUCAGCUGCAGAUGGUGAGAGGACAGAAGCUAAAAAUCUGGUCGUCCAGUCGGUGUCUGCGGCCUCGGCUUCUCUCCAGUCGUCACAUGGCGAGGAGGGUGAAGGCGACAACUGCACAAUCUGCUUUGAGGCGUGGACGACAGCGGGCGAACACAGGCUGUCUGCUCUGCGUUGUGGUCACCUCUUUGGCUUCACCUGCAUCCAGCGCUGGCUGAAAGCUCAGGGCCCGGCCGCUAAAUGUCCACAGUGCAACAAGAAAGCCAAGCGUUCAGAUAUUGUUCUGCUGUACGCUCCAAAGCUGAGAGCACUCGACAACUCGGAGCAGGAGAUUUUAAAGAAGUCUCUGGAGCAGGAGCAGUCUCUGAGAAGGAAAGCUGAACUGGAAUCAGCUCAAUACAAACUGAAACUGCAGGUCGUCACCAACAAAUAUGGACAAGCACAACAAGAGCUGCAGGAGCUGAAGGCUUUGAUGGCUCAGGCCGGGAGAAGCUCAGUUCCCUCCUCGUCCUCCUCAGUGUCAACCUCGCUUCUCUUCAGUCUGUCUCAGAGGGCGGACGGCUCCAGAACAGCCCAGUACAGCUUCUCCAAGGCAGUGCUGGUGUCUCAGGCUGGAGGCUCCAGGGUUUUAUCCUACUGUGAACCUUUGAGCUGCCUGCUGGCCUCGCAGCCUUCCCCUCAAGCCACGCUGGUGCCUGGUUGCGGGGUGAAGAAGGUGAGUGUUGUCAACAUGAAGGCGAGUCAGUACGUUCCCAUCCACAGUAAACAGAUCCGAGGUCUGUCCUUCAACAGGCAGAAUGACAGUCUGCUGCUGUCUGCUGCUCUGGACAACACCAUCAAACUGACAAGUCUGCUGACAAACACUGUGGUUCAGACCUAUAAUGCUGGUAAACCUGUGUGGAGCUGCUGCUGGUGUUUGGACAACAGUAACUACGUCUAUGCAGGUCUGAGCAACGGCUCUGUGCUCGUCUACGACACCAGAGACACCAGCACACAUGUCCAGGAGCUGCAUCCGCUACGCUCCAGGUGUCCAGUGGCAUCUCUGUGCUACGUCCCGCGGGCGGCGUCCAGCUCCUUCCCCUGUGGCGGGCUGAUCGCUGGCUCUCUGGAGGGCGGAUGUUUCUGGGAGCAGGUCAACGAGACCACAUAUAGGCCGCAUGUCCUGCCACUGGAGACCGCCGGCUGCACUGACAUCCAAGUGGAGACAGAGAGCCGACAUUGUCUGGUCACCUACAGGCCAGGGCGCUCCAACCCGUCUCUGCGUUGUGUCCUCAUGGCUCUGAACAGGACCCCCCAGCAGGACUCGAGCCAGCUGCCCAGCUGCUCCUGCUCUCCCGUGCAGACGUUCAGCGCUGGCUCCUCCUGCAAACUGCUCACCAAGAACGCCGUCUUCAAGAGUCCAGACGGAGGCGGAAUGCUAGUCUGCGCCGGGGAUGAGGCCUCCAACUCUACCAUGGUGUGGGAUGCCGGCACUGGGUCUCUGCUCCAGAAGCUUCCAGCUGACCUUCCGGUGUUGGAUAUCAGCCCGUUCACAGUGAACGGUGAGCACUUCCUAGCCUCGCUCACUGAGAAGAUGCUGAAGCUCUACAAGUGGGAGUGAAUGCAGAGAAACGAGAACUUAAAAACCACACAGAGGAAGACGGUACAAUGUGGUCUGUGUGGAAAUGUGGAUACUCAAAUGCUGCUGAACUUUUAGACACGCAAAAAAAACAGAUUACUGGGAGGGAUCGACCUGAGGAAACCUUUCAGAUUCACAGUUAUCAUUUCCAGUUGCUUCAUUUGAAAACAAACAUCAAUGUUACUGUGUCUGGUGACCUUUGACCUGCACAAGAAGAGUCAGCUGUGUCGUAAUGGAUAUUGUGCUAACACCAUGCUCCCAGUAAUAAGAUGUGUUUACGCGAGUCAAAGGGCAAAUUAUUACCAUGUACGUGAGAACGCUCGGCAUGCGGUCAAUCUGUCCAUUGACCAAUGGCUGAAGCUCGGCCGAGUAACAGAAGGUGAUUUCUUUUGACCUGUUGGUGCAUGUCGGCUCUGAGCUGGUGUUUUUUACACUGAUGGAAGUGAUGCUUUAGUGGAAGAAAAUGGUGUCAGGCCUGCAGUCAAGGCACAGACAGGCUGUGUGUGGUAGCUCUUCAACAACAAAUCACGUGUAUUUAACAUUUUUAGGACAAUUUUCAGGCUUUCCUUAGUUUUUCCUAAAUGUCUACGCAGUCUCUGGUGCUCGUUCAUUUCUGUGUAGUGUGAAAAUCAAUGAGCAGUCUCAUGAAACCAUUGUCUAAGUAAAUUGUCUUACUGAUUUAUUGACUAUAAAAAUAGUUGAUUCAUGUUUAAUCAAGCCUGGAUUUUAAUAAUUUCUAUAUUAAAGUUUCAUGAUAAUGCAGAUUCAUUUAAAAAGUCUGCAUUGCAUUACUUCCCAACUAAAGUCUAAUCAACGUAGUGGCAGUGCUGAUACCAUGAGCCAGUUUUAAUCUUCUCACAGAUACAUUGAUUGUCACAGUACAGUAUAUAUCUGUGACAAGAAAUGACAAAGAUAUGUUUAUGGUCAUUUAAAUCAGUUUGUUAACCAGAGUCCUCUGACAAGUGUAUUUUACACUCCUGGUCACUACUUCUAUUUCUUUAGUACAAUUCUACUUAUAGAUUUUCAAACCAUCCAGAAAUGAAUAGAAACUAUUUAAAGCAGAAAAAAACAAACAGCCAGAGCUACAGCGAGUGUACGUUGAACAUCGCUACUGAUCAUUUUCCAAUUCAUAUCACCACUUUUUAGAUCGAUUUCCCUCCUUCUAGACAGCCAGUUCAUCAUUAUGAAAGAAUAAACCUGGAGAUACUUGAAUGACUGCGAUAAUAAGCUGAUAAGCCUAAAGCUGCCACGCCAUGAAAUACAAAACGGAGCACGUAAUAACGUGAAAGGUUUAUUAUUAGAACGAACAAGAUAUUUUUCAACAUAAACUUGUGGCGUUAGAAAAGGAAGUUUUCUUGUUAUAACAAUAUACUAUUUACCUUGUGAAACAUUUGAUUAUAACAUGAUAACAUUGUAAUUUUUUACUUAUAACAAUAUAAGUUAUUAGAUAAAUAGUAUAUUGUUAUGAGAAAAGUUUCUCACUCUAACGUGAUAACUUUGUGUGUAACAUUUAAAAUAACCUAACUUUUCAUAAUACUGGUCCAUCUUUCUUUUUCUGGCAUGGCAGCUUUAGUGCAAAGACAACAAAUCUUUUAACAAUUCUGGAUUUGAUUUAUUGAAAAAUUAAGCUGUGCCUUUCUGUAGUUACCUAACUGAAGUUUGCAAUGUCUGAGUUUCCCUGAAUCCACCAUGAACAAGAGAUUAGAUAAUGAUCUGUUUGCCUUGAGAACUGUACUGAAAUGAACUGGGGUCAAUGACUCUCUGAAAGAUAUGAAGUUCAUGUAAAAAGCGAUGAUGUGAUUUGGAAUAAUAAUGAUGUAAAAUGAUUUGUAGUUAAGGGGUUAAAACAUGAAACUCCACUGGAUUCCUUUCAAAAUAAUUCCAUCAGGUCAAAGACAGCAAACUUUUUUCCACAUUUAGCUAAACAGUGUUACAGAAGCAAGUUGCUUGGGGGGGAAGUCCAAGUUAUAAAUCAGCACCAGCCACAUGAAGGUCAAGAGUUUUUCUGCCGUGACCUGAAAUUGAAACUUCCCGGUGAAUCUUUAAUCGAUGGACAAAAACACAAGUUGCCUGCUCUCAAAAACUGGUUUACAGAAUCAGUUAAAACUACACUUUGAUUUAAACCUGACUGAAACCCUGACUCGAAAAUGCCCUGGAUGACCACGCAUUUUUAGUAUUUACGCCCUGAAAAACACAUACCCCAAGUUCAUUUUUUUCUCUUUGUACACCAGCCUUCAUUUUGAACAUGUUGGGUUUUAUUUUGAUUUUAACGAUCACUUUUGUCAACCUAAAAAAGGCUCCUCACACAGUUUAUUUAUCAUCUUCUGUCUGAUGCUUUUGAACUUAAGCCCCCUCUGAACCCGAACAUUAAGUGCCAAAAGACUCUGCUGUCGUUGUAAAUUUUACUUUCCUUGUUUUCUUUCUAAAGGAAGUUGUAUAUAUGUAUAUUUGCUACCAACUGUUUGUGUACAACUUUGAAGUUAAUAAAAAUUCUGAGUUAUUUUUUAAUUAAA
Molecule: messenger RNA, 5605 nt
Organism: Larimichthys crocea (large yellow croaker)
Lineage: Eukaryota; Metazoa; Chordata; Actinopteri; Sciaenidae
Gene: rfwd3
Product: ring finger and WD repeat domain 3
Exons: 13
Coding region: 906-3074 (722 amino acids)
Biological process (GO): protein ubiquitination; interstrand cross-link repair
Cellular component (GO): nucleus
Molecular function (GO): protein binding; ubiquitin-protein transferase activity
Source: RefSeq, a predicted model, not a curated record